AUCCGGACCCUUCUUGCACUCGUGCCACACCUGCUGACUAGCGUCGAUUUUUUGAACUGCCAAAUGAAUAGGAAAAGGCCAUCGAAUGGACUUACGUCUUACUUCCUUCUUCGGCGCUUUGUGUGAAGCUGACGCUGUCAAUACGCUGCACAUUCGCAAUGUGCACCUCGUUUGGAGAAAACACUUGACCCUGACAGACGGUGAACGAUGACAAUGCUCUAUCCAUGAUUUCAAAGAUGUCAGCUAAAUUCUUUAUGGAGUUCCUUCUAUCCUUUCUGUCUAGGUAGCCAGACUCUGAACUAAGCUAGGUAUUUUUGGCGUCCAUUCAGAAUGUAUUUAAAUAUCCCAUCCUCAACCCCCUUUCACUUUACUGCUGCAACAUCCCUUCGACUCGCGAGCAGCUGCUUUCUACCUAGACACUCAACAUGUCUGAUAUCCUAGCACUCUCUAAACUCGAGAUACCCAACAACACAGGGCUGUCUGUCCGUACUAGAUAUGCCGCUCGUAUUCUUCGCGAUGCUGUCACCCAAACCUACCGCCGCCGCCACCGUCUCGCAGCCGAUACUUCGCUCCCACAGUGGCGGCUUCCCGACUCCGACGAAACCAGUGCAUGGCAAGGCAAAGUAUGCAUUGUCGGUGCCGGUGUAGCGGGUCUCUACUUUGCCAUGCAGUUAGAGAAGGCUGGGAUUGACUUCGAUAUUGUGGAAGCAUCGGAUCGUAUUGGGGGACGCGUGAAUACCCACCACUUCACGGAAGGAGACAAGAUUGCUCACGAUUACUACGAUAUUGGGGCCAUGCGGUUCCCCCAUAUCCGGAUUAUGGAUCCGGUCUUCAAGCUGUUCAAAGAUCUGAACGUGGACAUCCAGCCCUAUUAUCUCUCCAACCCGAAAACACCAAAUCUUUUUGACAACGCGUCUGUUACCUCCAGUGAGAUGGGAGACAUCUUGACUAAGUUGAGCGACGCUGUCGAGCCGUUCAUUACUCUUCUUGAAAAGGAUUGGGAUCAAGGCUUUAAAGCUUUGAUGCAAGCCGAUCAGUAUUCCACUCGCCAGUGGCUUAUUCAAGAGCAGGGUUUGUCUUUCGAUGAAAUCUCACGACUGGAGACAUAUAGCACAGGAACUGGGAUGUUUGAGCAGGCUUUCUCUGAGACUGUCCUGGAUCACUUCGAUUUCGAUGUAGCCAAGGAUUGGAGUCGCGUUGAGGGCGGGACAUCCAGUCUCAUCGCCGCUAUGGAGAGAAAAUUGGCGACCACGCCGCAACUAAACAAGCGCGUCACUGCAAUCGGCCUAUCUUUAGAUAGGAACAAGACAGAGGUUACUAUCUCCGGCGAGACGUUUCCUCGCACGUACGAAGCCGUCAUAAACACUACGACCAUGGGGUGUUUGGGUCAAAUGGACCUUUCGCGCCUCGAAUUGAACUCGCGUCAGCAGACCGCCAUUCGGGCAUUGUCAUACGACAAAGCUUGUAAGGUUGCUAUCAAGUUCAAAAACGCGUGGUGGGAUGGGUUGGGUGUGUCGCUUGGGUCAGGGGGGUCUUCUUGGUUAGACCUUCCUAUUCGCGCCACAGUCUAUCCAUCCUGGAAUGACGGAACGGGUAGUCCUGCUGUGUUAAUGUGUUCAUACAGUUGGGCACAGGACGCGAUUCGCAUGGGUUCCCUCGUUCCUGAUGGCGGAGGCAAAAACGCUGUCUUGCUGGAGCUUGUGCUGAACAACCUCUCGCGUCUAUUCCAGAACCGCAUUACGUAUGACCAACUCACCCACUUGGUUGUCGAUUAUCAUGCCUUCAGCUUUUCACAUGACCCUUAUUCGCUUGGAGCAUACGCGAAGUUCAGUGCUGGGCAGUUCACCAACCUCUAUCCUGCGAUAAGACAGCCUGCAGCCAAUGGCCGGUUUUUCUUUGUUGGAGAAUGCGCCAGCGAGCACCAUGGCUGGAUCGUGGGCGCUAUCCAAAGUGCGCGAGAAGCAUUGAAGACAUUAGGCAUUCGCUUUGAUUUGAAGAAACUACUUCAUGUGCUAGAGCAAGACUCGAAAACUUUCGAGGUCGUGGAGCCUGGUCAUAGCGAAGACACCGUUCUCUAUCAUCUUGUUCAACACGCUGUUCAAGAGAAGUUGACGAUCGGCCGUCCAACCUACUAAGCGUAUCCCGGUGUACUAGUUACCGAUUGUUCCUAACAGUAAGGUAUUAUCUUUCCUGAUACUUACAGUACGUUCCGUCCGAUAUGCGCUUUCAAUCCGAUUACUCCUGUUAUGUUCACUGGCUCAGAAGAAAGUAGUGAUACCGCUCUAUGAUAGAUGUUUGCGAUGGCGUAGUUACGUACCACCAUGACUUGUAAAUUGAGAAUGUUCAACGAUAGAAUAGGAUGGAAU
Messenger RNA from Somion occarium, 2366 nucleotides. The record is from the annotation of a GenBank genome assembly. Lineage: Eukaryota; Fungi; Basidiomycota; Agaricomycetes; Polyporales; Cerrenaceae.